AUGGAAGCUUUACUUUCUCUAUCUUUCGAUAAUCUCUCUUCCUAUGAUGCAUCAAAGAUUCGAAAAGGUCUCCGACAGGUCGAAGGACUUUUAGCCCAAAUUUGUCUAUCCAAUUCUCCAAAGUCCAAUGCCGAUAAGCGCCGUUCAAUUGUUGAUCCGGGAAAAGAACCACCUCCACGAAAGCCUCUCAAUGAACUACCUAAUGAUGCUGCAUUUCGAGAAUUCUUUAGAUUACAAGAGGGAUUUGAAUGGAAUGUUGCUAUGCGAUUGGUUACAUGUUUGGAUAGAUUGAUGGGGAAGAGUAAUGAUGGACAGAGUGAUAUGUUGAUAAUUCAAACAUUGGAAUUGAUACAAGGGGUUCUUUUGUUACAUCCUCCUUCUAGGAGUUUGUUUUCCAGAGAAUUAUAUAUGAAUCACCUCCUUGAUCUCCUUGAACCAGUCAAUUGUCCCGCAAUCCAAUCCGCAACCCUUCUCACACUCGUCUGUUCACUUAUCGAGACACCUAAAAAUACUCGCACAUUCGAAACCCUCGACGGUCUUUUAACAAUAACCUCAAUCUUCAAAUCUCGAGAAACAAGUCGCGAAGUAAAGCUUAAGCUAGUUGAAUUCCUAUACUUCUACCUAAUGCCCGAAACCCCUUCAAUACCAUCAGCAGCCGCAUCAAAUUCGUUAGCAUUAUUGCAACGCAGUCCAAGUAAGCUUCCUGGCGUAUUCAAUAGUCGAGAAGAGGCAGGAAGGAGAAGAGCACAAAGUGAGAGUGAACAAACCAAAACUUUAGAGGAGAAACAGGAACUCUUGGGAAGAUAUCUUCAUAAUGUUGAUGAUUUGGUGGCGGAUCUUCGGGAGAGUCAUCCAUUUGGAGGAAGUGUCGGGAGUUAA
Molecule: messenger RNA, 879 nt
Organism: Sclerotinia sclerotiorum 1980 UF-70
Lineage: Eukaryota; Fungi; Ascomycota; Leotiomycetes; Helotiales; Sclerotiniaceae
Exons: 2
Coding region: 1-879 (292 amino acids)
Source: RefSeq, a predicted model, not a curated record